UGUUAGAAAUGGGAUCUUUAAUCAAAGCGAGCUUGCUCUUGUUUGUCUCCCUUUUACUUUUGGCAACUAGUGCAUAUUCGGAUGGUAAUGAUAGAUUGGUUAGAGUUGGACUUAAGAAGAGGAAAAUCAACCGACUUGGUAGAUAUGGUGGCUCUAUUUUUGGGAGGUCUAGAAGCUAUUAUGGCAUUCGUGAUAAUAAAGGGGAUUCAACUAGUGACACUAUUCCGUUAGAAAACUACAUGGAUGCUCAGUAUUAUGGUGUGAUUGGUAUCGGUACUCCACCUCAAAAGUUCACUGUGAUUUUCGACACUGGAAGUUCCAAUCUGUGGGUGCCUUCUUCAAAGUGCCUUUUCUCGGCAGCUUGCAUCUUCCACUCAAAGUAUAAGUCUAGUCAAUCAAGAUCCUACAAGAAAAACGGGAAAUCUGCUGCAAUUCAUUAUGGAAGUGGCUCCAUCACUGGUUUCUUUAGUCAAGAUUCUGUCCAACUUGGUAGUCUUGUUGUUAAAGACCAGGAUUUUAUAGAGGCAACCAAAGAGCCUGGCCUCACAUUUUUGGCAGCCAAAUUUGAUGGUAUACUUGGCCUUGGGUUUCGAGAGAUAUCUGUUGGGGAUGCGGUUCCUGUUUGGUACAACAUGGUUGUACAAAAUCUUGUACAAGAACCUGUAUUUUCAUUUUGGCUUAAUCGUCAUGUUGAUGAGGGUGAAGGAGGGGAGCUUGUGUUUGGUGGGGUUGAUACUCAUCAUUUCAAGGGUGAGCAUACAUACGUCCCAGUGAGCCGAAAAGGCUAUUGGCAGUUCGAAAUGGGUGAUGUCCUGAUUGGUGAUAACUCAACUGGAUUUUGCAUCAGUGGUUGUUCUGCAAUUGCUGAUUCUGGAACCUCUUUGUUGGCUGGCCCAACGGUUGUUAUCACUGAAAUUAAUCAAGCAAUUGGUGCUUCUGGUUUUAUGAGCGAACAAUGCAAGACCUUUGUUGACGAGUAUGGGAGAACUAUCAUUGAUAUGUUAUUAACUGAGACACAACCAGAAAGAAUCUGUUCUCAGAUGAUGUUAUGCCCCUCUAUGAAUAAUGGUUCAGCUGAUAGCAACUUGAUAAUUGAGAAUGUGGUUGACGAGAAUAAUGGAAGAUCAUCUGGUGUAGAUGAUGAUGAGAUGUGCAAUUUCUGUCAGAUGGCUGUUGUUUGGAUGGAAAAUCAGAUCAGGCGAAAUGUUACUGAAGAACAAAUAAUUAACUAUGUCGAUAAGCUGUGUGAUCGAUUACCAAGUCCAAUGGGAGCAAAUGGAGUUGACUGUAAUACUCUUUCCUCCUUGCCAAACAUUGCAUUUACAAUUGGUGGUAAAAUUUUCGACUUCUCCCCUGCAGAGUAUAUUCUGAAAGUUGGUGAGGGAGCAGCGGCGAAAUGCAUCAGUGGAUUUACUGCAUUUGAUAUGGCACCUCCUCGUGGACCUCUAUGGAUCCUGGGAGAUAUAUUUAUGGGUAAAUACCAUACGGUGUUUGACUAUGGUAACUUACAAGUUGGGUUUGCAGAAGCAGCUUGAGACCUUUCUCUAUCAGCAUGAACCUACUUGUUUUCUGUAAAUGUUACAAUAAAUAUAUCAAAGAUAUACAAUGUGUCUUAGCUCAUGAUC
This is a messenger RNA of Erigeron canadensis, 1625 nucleotides long. RefSeq names its product cyprosin-like. The transcript is spliced from 13 exons. The coding region runs from base 9 to 1535 and encodes 508 amino acids. Gene Ontology annotation, biological process: lipid metabolic process; proteolysis. The record is from RefSeq and is a predicted model, not a curated record. Gene Ontology annotation, molecular function: aspartic-type endopeptidase activity. Lineage: Eukaryota; Viridiplantae; Streptophyta; Magnoliopsida; Asterales; Asteraceae.